AAGUAUGGAUAAUCCAAAAAUUGGAGAAUUAGAGUUGAAGAAAACAGCUCUCAUUAACACUCUUCCCGAUCCAAGAGGCGGCAAGAGAUGCUUCGUGGCCUCUAUCUGCAGCCUUGGUUCAGAUGGCAGUGCAAGCGGCAUGCUCGGUGGCCGGCGCCGUCGCAACCGGCGGCAUGAAAGAAGAGUGGUUCUGCAUAGUGAUGAUCGGAAUAGAUACUGCACAAAUUAUUAUUGCAAGACAACAAGAUCUCCAAUGUGGCGCAAGGGACCUCUCGGAUAUAAGACUUUGUGUAAUGCGUGUGGGAUUGAUUACAUGAAGCAGGUUACGAGCAGAGGCAGUGAGAUUGCUACACUUCCAGAUGAGGCAGAAUUAGGAUCAGAUCAUUCAAAAUCACAAGGCUCUGCAGAUGUUUAA
Arachis duranensis is the source of this 415-nucleotide messenger RNA. RefSeq lists its product as uncharacterized. Gene Ontology annotation, molecular function: sequence-specific DNA binding; zinc ion binding. Gene Ontology annotation, biological process: regulation of DNA-templated transcription. The coding region runs from base 5 to 415 and encodes 136 amino acids. NCBI's taxonomy places the organism in Eukaryota, Viridiplantae, Streptophyta, Magnoliopsida, Fabales, Fabaceae. The record is from RefSeq and is a predicted model, not a curated record. The transcript is spliced from 2 exons.